AUUUAAUAUUGCGUUACAAUUUAUUAAUAAUAAGAUAAAAAAAAUAUAUAAAAGUCAACUUUUGAAAAAUAGUUGUCAGUUUCAGUUUGGAGUAAUUCAUUUAAAAAUAUGCAGCGUCGAAUCAUGGCUGCAUUAAAUUUGCAAGUUAUUUAUGUUGUUACAUUGUGCAUUUGCAUUAAUGCUGAUAAUUUAUUAAACCAAGAACAAGAAUCGAGAGAUAAUGAAAUUGAAAGACUCAGAAAAGAGGGAAUGGAUGAGCCAGAAUUGUUCUAUGACUUAAUGCAUACAAAAAAUUUUCAUAGAAAUUGUUCUCAUUUAAAUGUUACAGAAAUAUGUAAUAAAAUGAAGGCUCUUUACAAACUGAACAUUACCAGCAAUCAUAAAAGUGAUUAUAAUUUUAUGGUUGAUUGUUCUGGGUUUUAUGGAUUAUAUAACGAUGUUUAUAAAUUGUUUUCUGAAUCUAAUUUUGAAGAUUAUUUUGCAUUUCGAAGAUACGUUUAUUAUAAGUCCGGUACUGAUGUAGAUGAAGAAAGAAGAAUGAAGAAUGCUGCUUACAGACAAGCAAUUAUACAAUCCAGCAAGGCAAAUAACAUUUGUGAUAAUAAAUUAUAUUUAAUAUUAAAAAAGCCCACAAUGUGGUAUGAAAGGAAAUUUAGUAUCGAUAAAACGGAAUAUGAAUUGGAUGAUUUUACUUUAGGAAUGCAAUACCUAGAAUCAGAAUAUAAUUACAGAUCACGUAGAAAAAGAGAGAGUACAUAUACCACAGCAUUCUUUGAAUUUGAUUUACCAAAUCCAUAUUUGUGUGUUAAUUUUCAUAAUCUUCGUCAAUAUUCCUACAGAGAAUCAUAUACAUAUAUGCUACCGGAAACUAAAUUUUUCAUUAAUGAUACGUAUUGGGAAGACAGUACUGUUAUAGGUUUAAGACUAAAAUUAAUGCAGAAUGAUGAAAAAAUGACUAUAUUUGAGCAACAGAAGAAAGUGAUGAGAAAAUUAAAAAAGUUGAAAGAAUCUGAUACCAAAUUUUAUAUAGAUUGUUAAAUUUUUUUUUUAUAUUCUGUUUAUUUUUUUCAAAUAUUUUAUUGUAAGUAUAACCCACUUAAUUAUUAUUAUUAUUAGUACUCGUGAAAAUUGAAUUUAUUUGUAGAUAAAAAAUAAAAUAUAUAUAUUUCAUUAAAAUUUGUUAAUCUAUAAAA
Messenger RNA from Leptopilina boulardi, 1193 nucleotides. RefSeq lists its product as uncharacterized. Lineage: Eukaryota; Metazoa; Arthropoda; Insecta; Hymenoptera; Figitidae. The coding region runs from base 109 to 1038 and encodes 309 amino acids. The record is from RefSeq and is a predicted model, not a curated record. The transcript is spliced from 2 exons.